Messenger RNA from Capsaspora owczarzaki ATCC 30864, 1547 nucleotides. RefSeq lists its product as hypothetical. The transcript has 2 exons. Gene Ontology annotation, cellular component: cytoplasm. The record is from RefSeq and is a predicted model, not a curated record. Gene Ontology annotation, molecular function: exopolyphosphatase activity. Lineage: Eukaryota; Filasterea; Ministeriida; Capsasporidae. The coding region runs from base 17 to 1429 and encodes 470 amino acids.
CUUGCCGUCUCAGAAAAUGUCACUCGCCUUGACCACUUUUCUGCAAUCGCGUCGCGCCGUGCUUCAGACUGCAUUGACCAAGCUGAAAUCGCUCGCUGCUGCCGACGCUGCUGCUCCUACUGCUGCUGCUCCUACUCCUGCUGCUGAUGGCAUCACGCGAGAAUCAUCACCCAUCCUUCAUGUGAUUAUGGGCAACGAGGCGUCCGACCUCGACUCGAUGGCGUGCUCCAUUGCAUUGGCCUUUGCGCUCAACAACCAGCAGGCCAGCAACAGCCAGGCCAACCAGACCGCCGGCCCUGCUGCCAUCCCAGUGCAUCCUGUGGUGCCAGUGCCAUCGGUGUCCAUUAUUCCGUUGAUGAACAUCCCGAGAGCAGAGUUCCCGCUGCGAACGGAAGCGACGUUCAUGUUCCACCGGCUCAAGCUCGACACAUCGUCGCUGCUCUUCCUGGACGACUUGGACCUGUCGGACCUCGUGGAUACGCUCGUGGGGAAGGCGGGCCCGCCGUCUACCUCGGCUUUGGCGUCGCUGCGCGUGACACUGGUCGACCACAAUCGACUGGCUGCGAAUCAGCGGGCAUUGGAGCCAUUCGUCACCCAAAUCAUUGACCACCAUGUCGACGACGCAAUGUGUGCACGCGCAUCCGGCGUCAACCGAGUGAUUGAAAUGGCGGGCUCUUGCGCCACGCUGAUUGCUCGCUUGCUGUUGGACGCGCAGCCGCAGCGCUCGGCAAGCGAAGUGCUCCCUGAGCCCAUCGCGGAGCUGUUGUACGGCACCAUCUUGCUCGACACUGUGAAUUGCGACUCGACCAAAGGACGGACCACUGAAGCGGACGUGGCGCUGGUGGAACGACUUGCACGGCUGGUGCCAACCCCGCGCCCCGAGCUGUUUUCGCUGCUGAAUGAUGCCAAGUUCUCGCAGGCGUCGCUCACUCUAGACGAGCUGCUUCGCAAGGAUUACAAAGAGGACCUGGCGUCCCCUGUCCCUUUCGGAAUUUCCUCCGUCGGGCUUUCCCUUUUCGAGAUGGCCACUCGGCGAUGCGAACGCGAAACGCUUGUGGCCGCACCAGAAACGCCCAUUGUGUUGCAGGCCGUGCACGCCUUCAUGGCGCGAAAAAACAUUGCGCUGCUCGUCAUCAUGACAUCGUUCUAUGUUGGAGAAAAGUUUUGCCGCCAGCUCGCAGUCAUUGAUCGCGCGCAGCCCGCCCGCGCAAGACAACUUGCCAUUGACUGUGCCGGGGAUGGCAAGGCCAAUCUACAACUGAGAGAAAUUGUGCCUGUGGACUGCUCUGCUGCCACGGAAUCCUUCGCGGAGGGCGAUCACCAGCGGCUCGGUCUCCCCGUGCCAUUCGCGUCCUUUGCUCAGGAGAAUACCGCUGCGUCGCGCAAAGUUGUUCUGCCCCUUGUUCAGCUUCUCCUGAGUCGUCAGUAACCAAGUGUGCGUUGUUAACAGUCAAAGUUGUGAGCUGUUUUGCCAAAGACAUCUUUCAUUCAGGUUGAACUCCAGGCUUUUGUGCGAGAUUUGACAUGUACCUCUGAUUCCUAGACUG